UUACUAUACCGAUUACCGUGAGCUUAAAAGUGAUAGCAUCAUCAUAAUGGAUAUCGACACCUACCUAACUACGUACAGACCGGCUCGGUUAUUUUGGUGAUUAAUUGCUAUCAUUGCGUUAUUAUAAAAGACAUUAAGUAUUACCGCAGCGAUGUAUUCGAUCGGGGUCAACAUUUUUGUAAAACAUUAUAACCUCCAGUCGUGUCGCAAGGUUUAACAGUAUCAAGUUUGGUGCUCGUAUUUAUUAGUUCUUGUGUUGUAAAAGUAUACCGGAAAUGUUUAUAAGAUUAAUCAUAAUAAGCGCUGUUUUAGUGCAAAUAAGAAGUCAAAAUGCUGACGGGAAGAGUUUGUUCGAUUUGGACAACGUAAUAGGCAAUCUUUUUCCUAAUUUACAAUCAGGUGCGGCGGGAAAUCCGUUGGCAAAUUACCCAGGUGCCCCAACUAAUUACCCAAUUAAUAUUGGUCAGACGAAUAAUCCCCAAGGAAAUAUUUGGAAUAAUGGAAACGGCAAUCCAGGAGUGAAUUAUCCAACUAAUUCACAAUAUUACCCAGGCAACGGAAUUCAGACAAGGUGGCCACCACGCAAUCCUGGGAAUAUAAACAAUUGGAACAACCCCGGUUCAUCCGCAGGGUUACCUUCUAACGGGAUACAAGGGAGGCCGCAGUAUCCGGGAUCAGGAAGUAAUUGGAAUGGUGCUAAUUCGAACUACCCGCCCAAUGAACAGACUUUACCUGGAGGCGCACAGGAAAGACCAUACCCGGGACAAGGUUACUUCGGACAAAAUCCAAAUAUAAACUACCCGGGUAAUAAUCAAAUGCCCAAUAAUAAUAACGUCAAACUGCAGAAACUUAACCCUAAUUAUCCAGGUGCAAGAAAUAAUUGGAAUAAUGGGGCUGUAAAUCCGGGUAUUAAUUAUCUUGGGAACACGCAGACUUAUCCAGCAAAUGGAAUUCAGGGUAAAAAUUCUGCUGCACCCCAUACUUGGAAUCUGAAUAAUCAAAUACAGAAUUUGCAAAUGCCUGGAGAAACAGAACUAGGACUAAAUAAUCAAAACCAAAUAAACGUUCCCGGUAACACAUUUGAAGGGGGAUUUCCGAAUGAAGGUCAAGCGUUUGGUCAACAAACUCCUGUCUUCAGCCGUGGACCUGCCGAGGAAAGUCCUUUCAAUACUGGUUUUCGGCACGAAGCUUUACAAUACCCCAAUCAAAGCGGAUUGACGGAUGAAUCUGUCAGUACAGAUAAGGUGGCUAUUUUAGGCAACCCCGUGAUAAUAUCGAAAAUUACACCGCCGGCAGAAUUCAAAAGGGAACCUUCUGUAGACCAGACUCAAUGUGUACAAGACUGUCCGACGAGCACAAGGUACAAUCCGUUGUGUGGAAGCGAUAACAUAACAUAUUUUAAUCGGGAAAAAUUUGAAUGUGCCGUCAAGUGUGGUAUUGAUGUCAUGAUUGUAAGAAAAGGUCCGUGUGAUGCGUAAUGACGUGUAUCUAUCGAUAUAAUAACAUUAGUAAUAUUAAAAUAAUACCAAUUCUCAUUAAAUAAAACAAUACACC
This is a messenger RNA of Zerene cesonia (dogface butterfly), 1554 nucleotides long. RefSeq lists its product as uncharacterized. Gene Ontology annotation, molecular function: serine-type endopeptidase inhibitor activity; protein binding. The record is from RefSeq and is a predicted model, not a curated record. The transcript is spliced from 11 exons. NCBI's taxonomy places the organism in Eukaryota, Metazoa, Arthropoda, Insecta, Lepidoptera, Pieridae. The coding region runs from base 276 to 1478 and encodes 400 amino acids.